Bombyx mandarina (wild silkworm) is the source of this 1534-nucleotide messenger RNA. RefSeq names its product carboxylic ester hydrolase. Lineage: Eukaryota; Metazoa; Arthropoda; Insecta; Lepidoptera; Bombycidae. The record is from RefSeq and is a predicted model, not a curated record.
GUUGGGAGAAGAUUACACAGCUGUCUCGACAAAACAUAAAAAAUAAGAACGCUUCGUCUCAAACAGUAUUUGGCCACCGAAAUUACGACUGAAUUUUGGCUCCACGAAAUUCAAUUAUAGCAAACCUUACUUGAACACUCGUCGAUCAAGAACCGAAGACUGUCUGUACUUAUCGAUUUAUAUGCCUUUGACUAAUGCCACUGGCUUUCCUGUUGUUAUUUGGAUACACGAGCGUUCAUAUUGUCAUGGACCAGAUUUCUUUAUUGAUGAGGAUAUUAUUGUUGUGACAGUGUCAUUCCGGACUGGUAUAUUUGGAUAUUUGAAUACCGGCGAUGGUUUUGCUCUCGGCAAUAUGGGAGCCAAAGAUAUGCUUACGGCUAUCAAAUGGGUGAAAAGUAAUAUACGACAUUUUAAAGGCGAUAUCGAUAAAAUCACUGUUAUUGGAUCCGGUGAAGCGGCUGCUUCUGUAGCUACGUUUCCCCUAACAUCUGCAGCGAGAAAUUUAUUUUCAAGAAUAAUCGUUGAGAGCGGCAGCGCUUUAUCGCCUGAAAAUUAUAGAAAUUACAAUUUCGAGAUCUCAAACAAGCUGUACUGGAAUCUUAAUGGUCCAUUCAAAAAGUUGAAUAGAACUAAUUUAUACCAAAUCCUCGCUAAUUCAACCACGAAUGAAUUGUUAUUGGCGUCUGGAGCGCUAUUUGACAGUACCGAAGUGAGAGAUAAUCAGAGGCUAAUUAAUUCCUUUGGACCGACAGUUGAAUUGUCGGGGAAGGGCGCUUUUAUGAAUAAAUUUCCAUCGGACAUAUACAAGCGACCCCUUCCUAAUAAGAGCGUUGAUGUGAUGUUCGGCUAUACAAGUUUGGAAUAUCUUCAUAAGCUCCGAGGCUUUGUGGAUAACAGAAAACUUUUAAAGUUUAUGAAUUACAAUUUUCAGUACCUUGUGCCUUUUGAGGGUAAGAUAGACGAGUAUGGCUCGAAACGUUAUCAAGAGAUACGUCAGAGAAUAAUGGAUUUCUAUUUUGCGAACGGAACUAUUGGCGAAAGGAGUUUAAGGCGAUACGCAAAAUACGUAUCGGAUCAAGCGAUUUAUCCUGUAAUACGCCAGGCCAGAUCACACUCAGAGAAGUCGGGUAAUAAUGUUUACUUAUACAGAUUCUCGUAUAAAGGUUGUUUGAACAUCGUUCGAGAUUUGCUCCUCCGAAAUUUUAAGUUGACUGGAGCGACUGGAGGGGACGAGGUUUGUUACCAAUUCACAUGCAAAUCAGCGAACCGGCUCUACAGAAGCGAGGUGUCGAGUGAAAGGAGGUUCGUUAAGAAGAUUGCGAGGCUAUUGGCGAACUUCGCUAAGCAUGGGGACCCAACGCCGGAGGGCAGCGAUGAGAUUCUGGGCGACUUAAAAUGGACGCCAAUGGUCGAUCUCACUAAUAUCAAAGGGUUAAAUUUGAAUCGAAAAAUUAAAAUGAUCGAAUUACCCGAAAUGAGGAGAGUAAGGUUUUGGGACCAAUUGAAGAGGGAAUAUUUUGAAGAUUUCGAUUAA